AAGAUAUAAUGUAGUUACUGGUAUUUCUGUUUCUUGGCGCUCAUUCUUUUGAAUGCUUGAAACUAAAAAGAACGAUACUUUAUCAGUUUUCGCUUAAAACUUAUGGGGAAUAUGCUUAGCUACUAUAUUUACAGCAAUUGCUGAAUGACUUUGACUUGUAACGCUUUCAACGUGUGCAAUCGCUAACGUGUAAUUGCUUUUGCCCUGGUUUUGCAUCUUCAUUCUUGAAUAGUUCUUGCGUUGCAUUGGUUAGGACUUAGGAUAAUCACGUUUCCAUUUGUAAAUUAAUGUAGCUGAUUUCAGGAUCUCAUACUGAAACCAUCUUUGUAGCCCUGUUUGAAAAUGAAAAAUAAAAGGUUACUGAAGUUCUCACGUGAAUUGGUAAGUUUUACGCUGGCUGCUGGCCUACCACAACUCCCCCUCCUUUAUCUGGGCUUGGGACAGAGAAUGUAAGCAAGCUCACACAGGACUGGCUCAAACAAAGAUAGAACCUCCUUCCAUAAGCUACCAAAUGGCAUCUCAAGUUAACCACAAAGAAGAGACAUUUGAUUCACAUUUUCCACGGAUUCAUCAAGAUAAUUUCCCCCCAGCAACAAAAUUUGGAUCCGAAUCAAAACCUUGUGCUGCUGUUCCUAUUCGUUCUGUUGCCCCGACUGGUGAACAAAACGUGAAUGUCAAGUUCAAGGACAAAUCACAGAAGAUUAAGAAAAACAAGAAACCACCUAUGAAGGGAAUUCGUGAAACUGUAUCGAGACUUUUGAAAGUGGAACGGCCUGAAAAUAAGUCUUCUGCCUCUAAAAAAACUAAAGGAGAAGCUAGAUGUGGAGAGGCCACUGUUACAAAGAAUCCAAAUUCAGUUUACGGUCGAGCUAGUGCUGAUUUUUCUGGCCUGCCUCCGCCAUUUUGUUCCUGUACAGGUGUUUCUAGACGGUGCUACAAAUGUGGAGGUGGGUGGCAAUCAUCAUGCUGUACCACCUCCUUAUCUGAGUAUCCCCUUCCAAUGAAUCCCUCAAAGCCUGGUAGUCGUAAGCCUGGGAGAAAAAUGACUAAUGGAGCAUAUAAUAAGCUUCUUUGUACACUUGCAACUGAAGGUCGUGAUCUUUCUAAUCCAGUUGACCUGAAGGACCAUUGGGCAAGACAUGGUAGUAACAAGUUUAUUACUCUCAAGUGAACAAUAGGAAAAUUGACUCAACGUAUGCAUCAAUUGUAUUAUGUAUAUAUUAUUUUAUUCUCCAACUGUUGCUUCCUCUGGUAAGCAUUAAAGGAACCUUGAGUAGUAGGUUGUUAAUAUGUUGAACUUAGUACUGAUAAAUUCUGGUAAUAUCAUGCUUCUCUGUAUUAGUCUU
Molecule: messenger RNA, 1346 nt
Organism: Solanum dulcamara
Lineage: Eukaryota; Viridiplantae; Streptophyta; Magnoliopsida; Solanales; Solanaceae
Product: protein BASIC PENTACYSTEINE7-like
Exons: 2
Coding region: 512-1171 (219 amino acids)
Biological process (GO): response to ethylene
Cellular component (GO): nucleus
Molecular function (GO): DNA-binding transcription factor activity; sequence-specific DNA binding
Source: RefSeq, a predicted model, not a curated record